AUGACCACAGCACACGAUACAUCCGCAUGUCCAGUUCUCACUGGACCCAAUAAUUUCCAGAUAUGGAAACUCCGGAUCAUCUCAAAGCUACGUCGGGAAAAGGUUCUCCAAGUUGUUACUGGAGAGGAGCUCAAGCCCUCACCAGCAAAGCCCACCUCCUCAGAGGAUCCUGAAAUCACCUGGAUACUUAAGGAUGAGAAGGCACAUGGAAUCAUCCAGGACCACAUCUCUGAUGCCCUCCUAAUGAGGAGGACUGGAGACCUCACCAGCUCCAAGGAGUUAUUUGAUAAACUUGUUUCACUCCAUCAGAUGUCCAACAUUGCCUUGGCCUUCUAUUCAUUCCAGCAACUCACCAAAUUGUCCUGGGAUGGGACAUCACCUAUCCAGGACCACAUUACGAAAAUCCAGACAAUUGAUUCAUACCUCUUGUUACGCACAAAGUGCUUAACAAAGUCUGAGGGUUUGUCGAGGUUUGUAAAGAGACUUAUCCGAAGACAAGUUCGAGAACAUAGUUCUGAGUGGAGGUUUUCCAACGGGAGUUGGUCUUCUUCUGAAUAG
Messenger RNA from Serpula lacrymans var. lacrymans S7.9, 558 nucleotides. RefSeq lists its product as uncharacterized. Bases 1 to 558 code for a protein of 185 amino acids. The transcript has a single exon. The record is from RefSeq and is a predicted model, not a curated record. Lineage: Eukaryota; Fungi; Basidiomycota; Agaricomycetes; Boletales; Serpulaceae.